UAUAUAAACCUCCAAUCAAAUGCCACUCUAAUAUCACAUGCACCCAACCAGACAGACGCGCAAUCGAAACACAAGCUAGCUCUUCCCAUUUUCUUUCUCAUUUUCCCUCUCUCCAAACACUAGCUGACAGAUCAUGAAUCCUACUGCCGCCACAAAAUUUUCUGGGCUGCUUCUACGGCAGCUGGGUACGCUUGGGUCCGAGAUUUCGAGGCCACUGGGAAUGCAGUGGGUGAGGAUCUCCAUGGUGGAAGGAAGGAACCUCAGCACCCUGGCUCCCGGUGCAGCUAAGGAGGCCGCGGGCGAUAAGAAGCCUAUCGUGAGCUACUGGGUUACCAACGAGGAUGGGUCCCCGUGGAAGUGGAAUUGUUUCAGGCCAUGGGAAGCAUACAAAGCAGACCUGAGCAUUGACGUGAAUAAGCACCACCAGCCAUCCAAUCUGAGGGACAAAUUUGCCUACUGGACUGUCCAAGCUCUCAAAUACCCUACUCACCUCUUCUUUCAGAGGAGGCACAUGUGCCACGCGAUGCUGCUGGAGACGGUGGCGGCCGUGCCGGGGAUGGUGGGCGGGAUGCUGCUGCACUGCAGAUCCCUCCGGCGGUUCGAGCACAGCGGCGGCUGGAUCAAAGCCCUGCUCGACGAAGCCGAGAACGAGAGAAUGCAUCUCAUGACCUUCAUCGACUUAGCCAAGCCCAAAUGGUACGAGCGAGCCCUAGUCUUCGCCGUCCAGGGCGUCUUCUUCAACGCUUACUUCCUCGCCUACGUGGCCUCCCCCAAGCUCGCUCACCGCAUCGUGGGUUACCUGGAGGAGGAGGCCGUCAAAUCCUACUCCGAGUUCCUCCUCGACCUGGAAAGCGGCGCUUUUGAGAACGUGCCGGCGCCGGCGAUCGCCAUCGACUACUGGCGGAUGCCGCCGGACUCCACGCUCCGGGACGUCGUCACCGUCAUUCGGGCCGACGAGGCGCACCACCGUGACGUCAACCACUUCGCAUCUGACAUUCAUUGCCAAGGAAUGGAGCUGAAGGACUACCCGGCGCCGAUUGGCUAUCACUAGCAAUGAAAUGAAAUGAAUCUCCAAAAUCUCGUGUCAUUUGUCACCUAAUUAUUCAAUUCAUUUAAAUAUUGCUUCUUGCUGCUCUGCGGCUUGCAUCCUCCCGUGCCGUACAGCCUACUUGCUUGCUACAAUGUAAUGUUAAAAAGCCAUGUAAAAAAAUUAUGUCGUUUCUGUCUAUGUGAAUGAGUUAAAUUA
Messenger RNA from Diospyros lotus (date-plum), 1246 nucleotides. RefSeq names its product ubiquinol oxidase 2, mitochondrial-like. Gene Ontology annotation, molecular function: alternative oxidase activity. The record is from RefSeq and is a predicted model, not a curated record. Gene Ontology annotation, biological process: alternative respiration. Gene Ontology annotation, cellular component: mitochondrion. Lineage: Eukaryota; Viridiplantae; Streptophyta; Magnoliopsida; Ericales; Ebenaceae.